ACCAAGUGGUGAUCAAUGUCUUGAUUACGCAAUGUAUGUGUUGGUACAACUCGAGGAUACCAUUCGUAUUCCUCCGCAUAUGUUUGCCAUCAGUCAGAAGGAAGCCAUCACUGAUGAACUGAACCGAAAGUUGGCUAAUCGGGUUAUCAUAAACACUGGUCUCUGUAUAUGUCUGUCCGAUAUCACCAAAAUUGGUAAAUCAUUUCUCUAUCAAAGCGAUGGCGCGACCCAUACGUUAGUUAACUUCCGAUUUGUGGUGUUUCGUCCGUUUAUUGGUGAAGUAAUAGUCGGCAAAAUAAGGUCGUCAUCGAUGGAUGGAGUGCUUGUGUCGUUGGGAUUCUUUGCCGACAUCAUAAUACCACCUCAUUAUCUUCAGGAUAACUCCAAAUUCGAUGAAACGGAACAGUUGUGGUUUUGGGAGUACGAAGACAACAAACUAUUUAUGGAUAUCGGAGAAAAAAUUAGAUUUAAAGUCAAAGAGGAGCUGUUUGUUGACACAUCACCAUCUGGUCCCACAUCGACCUCAAACAUAUCCGGUGGCGAUAAUACUAAUACAGUUACCGAUAAUAAACGCAAAAUUCCGUAUUUAAUCAAAGGAACAAUCAAUGAGUCCGGAUUAGGUCUGAUCUCGUGGUGGAAGGAGUGAUAUAUUUAUGUUAUUGUUUUCAUAACUAACUAAAU
Oppia nitens is the source of this 681-nucleotide messenger RNA. RefSeq names its product DNA-directed RNA polymerase III subunit RPC8-like (gene Polr3H). Gene Ontology annotation, cellular component: RNA polymerase III complex. Bases 32 to 646 code for a protein of 204 amino acids. The transcript is spliced from 5 exons. Gene Ontology annotation, molecular function: nucleic acid binding. Gene Ontology annotation, biological process: transcription initiation at RNA polymerase III promoter; DNA-templated transcription. NCBI's taxonomy places the organism in Eukaryota, Metazoa, Arthropoda, Arachnida, Sarcoptiformes, Oppiidae. The record is from RefSeq and is a predicted model, not a curated record.